Lactuca sativa (garden lettuce) is the source of this 2105-nucleotide messenger RNA. RefSeq names its product protein HOTHEAD. The record is from RefSeq and is a predicted model, not a curated record. Lineage: Eukaryota; Viridiplantae; Streptophyta; Magnoliopsida; Asterales; Asteraceae. Gene Ontology annotation, molecular function: flavin adenine dinucleotide binding; oxidoreductase activity, acting on CH-OH group of donors.
GUAAGAUAAAUGACGAAGGUAAGCUAAGUUGGGUGCUUUCACAGAGAACAAGACCAACCAGAAUUGGCCACAGAAGUGAAAGGUGAAGGUGCAAAUACUGUUGUUUACUGAAGCCUUUGUCUCCGAUGGCACUCCACACCAAACUCUUUCUCUCCCUUUUUCUUCUCUCUUUUUGUCUUGCCACCCUCAUCACCUCCUCUCAAGGUGAUUACAGGUUUUGGCAACAACAGUUCCCUUUCAUCCGACGAGCGAGCUCCUUCUCCUCCGUAUCAUCGUCAAAGUCAACGCGAUCCAACGGCGGAGAUAAGAAGUUUGACUACAUCGUAGUGGGAGGUGGCACCGCAGGGUGUCCAUUGGCAGCUACACUGUCUAGAAACUACAGUGUGUUAUUACUAGAAAGGGGUGGUGUCCCUUUUGCCAACAUAAAUGUGUCUUUGUUGUCAAAUUUCCAUCUUACCCUUGUGGACACCUCACCUGCUUCUGCUUCUCAGUUUUUUGUAUCCACCGAUGGGGUUUUUAAUGCGAGGGCUAGAGUGUUGGGUGGUGGUACUUCCAUCAAUGCAGGAUUUUACACUCGAGCAAGCACAAGUUAUGUUAAACGGGUAGGAUGGGAUGCAAAGUUGGUAAACGAAUCAUACCCAUGGGUCGAAAAACAAAUAGUCCAUGAACCCGUAUUCGAACCAUGGCAAAGAGCGGUUCGAGACGGGCUUCUAGAAGUCGGAAUUUCACCCAACAAUGGAUUCACCUACGACCACUUGUACGGCACAAAAGUCGGCGGGACAAUUUUCGACAAAUAUGGCCGCCGGCACACCGCAGCAGAGCUUCUAGCCUCCGGAAAUUCACAGAACCUCCAUGUUUUGAUUCAUGCCCGAGUUCAAAAGAUCAUUUUUGACACAACUGGGAAAAAACCGAGGGCAAUUGGGGUAAUUUUCAAAGACGAAAAUGGUGUUAACCAUGAAGCUUUCAUAUCGAGGAGGCGAAAGAGCGAGAUUAUUGUAACUUGUGGGGCGAUUGGGAGUCCGCAGAUGUUACUGCUUAGUGGAAUAGGACCGAAGGAAGAUCUCAAGAAGUUGAACAUUUCGGUGGUGCAGGAUAACAAAUUUGUAGGGAAACACAUUUCCGAUAACCCGUUGAACACCAUUUUUGUCCCGUUGAAUAGGCCUGUCAAGCAGUCGCUGAUUGAAACGGUUGGGAUCACGAAAAUGGGUAUUUACAUUGAAGCAAGCAGCGGGUAUAGUCAGUCUCCUGAUAGCAUUCACUGCCACCAUGGCGUCGCCUCAGCGGAGAUCGGGCAACUUUCAACGAUUCCUCCAAAAAGACGAACACAAGAAGCCAUUGAAGCUUUCAAACAAAACAAAAAAGAUCUCCCACACGAAGCAUUUCACGGGGGUUUCAUUUUAGCAAAACUUGCAUACCCAAAGUCGAAAGGGCAUUUGAGGUUGAACAACACAAAUCCGGAUGACAAUCCAAUCGUUACAUUUAACUACUUUAGCCACCCAAAAGACCUCCAAAAGUGCAUGAAAGGGAUCAAGAUCGUGGAAAAACUCGUGAGGUCCAAACAUUUCCUUAAUUACACCAAAUGUGAUAAAGGAACCUUAGACAAAUUGCUAAACAUGAGUGUCACUGCAAACGUGAACAUGAUUCCAAAACACACAAAUGACGCAAAGUCGCUUAAACAAUUUUGUAAAGAUACUGUGAUCACCAUCUGGCACUACCAUGGUGGGUGCCAUGUGGGCCAGGUGGUUAACAAGGACUACAAGGUCCGUGGGGUCCACAGACUUCGCGUUAUUGAUGGGUCAACUUUUCGUGAAUCCCCGGGCACCAAUCCGCAAGCUACUGUUAUGAUGUUGGGCAGGUACAUGGGAGUGAAGAUUUUAAGAGACAGAUUAGAGAGAUCCGUAGGAAUAUGAAGUGAUAGGGAUGCAUAAGCUUACUUCCCGUGUGUAUCAUUAUUUAAUUUUUGUCUAAAAUUUAAUCAGCAACCACUAGUAUGUAGAAUUUUUGGCAACAAAAGAAAGCAAAAAUCUUGUGAUUUUUGCGUUCUUUUUUAUUUGUUUGUUUAUAAGUACUUUCUUGUAAUGGUAAUGCAUGGCGUUUGAUGUUUA